This is a messenger RNA of Tarenaya hassleriana, 778 nucleotides long. RefSeq lists its product as uncharacterized. NCBI's taxonomy places the organism in Eukaryota, Viridiplantae, Streptophyta, Magnoliopsida, Brassicales, Cleomaceae. Bases 151 to 537 code for a protein of 128 amino acids. The transcript is spliced from 6 exons. The record is from RefSeq and is a predicted model, not a curated record.
UGAUGAGCAUAAAGAAGAGACCCCCACAGGCUUCUUUUUCCAAGGAUGAUAAUGAAUCGAUGGUGAUGAUGAUGUUGAUGGAUCCACUAUCGCCGUCGCUCACCCCUGUAGCAUUAUAUAUACUCAGUCGAACGAAAUCUACCGAGUGAAAUGGAAGGCAAAGGGCGAGUUGGGUCUUCCUCUUCUUCGUUCACCGCUGAACUUUUCGGCACCAAAGACCCUCAGCCUCCGUCUUCUUCUGGAGCCUUCGCCUCCAUUUUCCCCCCUCCAUCGAAGACCGGAGCAAGAAACAGUCCAACCUCCAACCAUGGCUCUUCAGGCGGGCGUACAGAAUAUGUGAACAUGCCGAGCAGAGAGAGCAACCCACCAUGUCAUCUAAGUUCAUCGCUUCACUACGGUGGCCAAGAAGUAUAUUCCCCCACAACAAACCAAACAUACCACCAUCCAGUCAAGGAUCAUCGUGGAGAAGUCGAGAAUGGAAACAAUUCACAGGACGCAUACAGGGGCAAUUGGUGGCAAGGUUCGCUUUAUUAUUAGACAGCCCGCCCUGUGUCUGGAUAUUCUGAACGUGUAAAUGGGAAGCCAACUGUGUAACCUUCUAAGGAUUUGUGUAAUCUUCUAGUGGUGAAUCUUGACUCAAGCUCCCCUGUAUAAGCUGAUGCUUUUGUCAUGUUAGAAAUCUGAUCCGGGUCUGUUCAUGAUUUUGUUGUCUGUUCAUCAAUAGAAUCUUUGUUCCGAAAAACAAAAAGUAUCACCAUGAUUCUCUUGUUUCAUUUUA